Molecule: messenger RNA, 592 nt
Organism: Gaeumannomyces tritici R3-111a-1
Lineage: Eukaryota; Fungi; Ascomycota; Sordariomycetes; Magnaporthales; Magnaporthaceae
Exons: 3
Coding region: 1-555 (184 amino acids)
Source: RefSeq, a predicted model, not a curated record
AUGUGCCCCAGGUCCGUGCUUUACGAUAGCAGGCCUCAGGUUAUAAGUUUCCUGAUUGGUUUCAAGGGAACCGGAUAUCGCUGUCCUCGCGCGGACCGCGUGCGGCUGGAGGGCGGCCACGUGUCCGUCGAGGUGGUCGAGCGGCUACGAGGGGAACUAGGAGGACCGAUCACACACGCUCUCGAUCUCGCGGCUCCAUUCCUAGGAAAUGCGCCGGACGCAGCCCCCAAACCACGUUGGCCCGUUUCGCGCCUCCCCCCUCUUUCAAACACGCUACUGGGUAGGCGCCUCCAGCAUGCCAACGGGGGGCGGCCACGCAGCGCAAAAACGCGAAGGGCGCGUCAAAAGGGCGGGAGGGGAAAGGCUCAGGCGCUGACGGCGGGUUUCGGCGAGCAGGCCGGCGGGCUUUGUGGGUGGCCGACCGCGAUCCUGCCUUAUCUGGGUCCGGAAGGAAUCCGGGACUAUCGAAUUGGAAAGAAGGACCCAAGAGGGGGCCUGCGCGCUUAUGAGAUCCUUCUAGGGCGUAGCCUGCCUGCCCUAGCCGCUCUCAGCUGAGGGAUCAGGAUCCUUCAGCUCUCGACUUUAAUGCCAG